CAGGCAUACUGUGAAACAGCAUAGGGAUUAGUAGCUUCAGUGAGGAUUUUAACAAAGGCUAGAAAAAGGCUUUUGUAAUCAAAAGAUGCCUAAAUUCAUUAUUAACACAAAUGUGAGCAAGGAUAAUGUGCCAGAUUGCUUGAUAGAAGAGCUCACCCAGCAACUACCAAAAGCACUGGGCAAACCGGCACAGUAUCUAGCACUACAGAUCUCUACUGAUCAGUUGCUGUCCUUCCAUGGCUCCAAAGACCCCUGCGCCAUGUGCUUUCUCUACAGCAUUGGCAAGAUAGGAGAGCAGGAGAACAAGGACUAUUCCAAGCUGCUGUGUGAUCUUCUGAACAAACAUCUGAAAAUACCUGCAGACAGAAUCUACAUCAGCUACUUUGAUAUGAGUGCUGCCAAUGUAGGCUGGAACCGUACCACCUUUGCUUAAGGCCUAUGAAAAGUAACAGGUUAUUCAUGGACUAGAAUUUUACUGAGUUCUGUGAUUACUGCUCGCCAUGGUUCCAGUCAUACUUUCUGCAUUGUGUGUGCAAAUUCAAGGAUCAGUGAUUCCUUAGUAGCAUGCUUACCUGUUGCUGCUUUAACAUUCUUCUGCACCAUACCUGUAAAAGAGAAGUAAAGACUUAGAAAAAAU
Messenger RNA from Mauremys reevesii (Reeves's turtle), 637 nucleotides. Its product is annotated as macrophage migration inhibitory factor-like. NCBI's taxonomy places the organism in Eukaryota, Metazoa, Chordata, Testudines, Geoemydidae. The transcript is spliced from 3 exons. Bases 86 to 433 code for a protein of 115 amino acids. The record is from RefSeq and is a predicted model, not a curated record. Gene Ontology annotation, molecular function: cytokine activity; phenylpyruvate tautomerase activity.